AAGGUUCCAUGGCCGUUUGCGACAAGAGAAAUGCUGGUCACGUCUUUCGAACUGGAGCUACCUGAAUUGGAUGCCGUGGUUGGCUGCUUGCGAACAGUCCCCCAGGAAGCAGAGACUAUCGUCAAGGAGACCAUCCAUGGUUUUAAUGCUUCUCAUUUGCCUCCUCCAAAAGAGGGCGUCAUUCGCAUGGAAGCCAACGGUGGAUUCAUCCUCCAGAAGAUUAGCGACGAGAAAUGCUACAUAAGAGCAGUAAUACACCUGGACCUUAAGGUCGACCUUGUUCCGACAUGGGUGAUUAACUUCCUUGGGCGUCAAGUUGUGGGACACGGCUUCAGGCUAUACCUCAAGACUGUUUCUUCUGUUAAAGAGAGCAAAGUGUUUCAAGAAUGCAUCAGGCAACAGCCACUCUACAGCCGCAUAACGUUACAGAUGCUACCAAAAUCGAGCCACCAAAAUGGAUACAAGAGUUGA
This is a messenger RNA of Selaginella moellendorffii, 471 nucleotides long. RefSeq lists its product as uncharacterized. The record is from RefSeq and is a predicted model, not a curated record. Lineage: Eukaryota; Viridiplantae; Streptophyta; Lycopodiopsida; Selaginellales; Selaginellaceae. The transcript is spliced from 4 exons. Bases 31 to 471 code for a protein of 146 amino acids.